Egretta garzetta (little egret) is the source of this 4511-nucleotide messenger RNA. It is a transcript of the gene UBA2, whose product is annotated as ubiquitin like modifier activating enzyme 2. The transcript has 23 exons. Bases 904 to 3642 code for a protein of 912 amino acids. The record is from RefSeq and is a predicted model, not a curated record. Gene Ontology annotation, cellular component: cytoplasm. NCBI's taxonomy places the organism in Eukaryota, Metazoa, Chordata, Aves, Pelecaniformes, Ardeidae. Gene Ontology annotation, molecular function: ubiquitin-like modifier activating enzyme activity.
GGCUUUUUCCUUACGUCUCCUUUCUUUUUUUUUUUAUUUUUUUUUUACACGGCACGUUAAAGCUGGAAGGUGCUGCGCUCCCAGUAUUUGCAGACGCAAGAAAAGGAAACGCAAGACCCCAGCGUGAAGCAGGUAUGGCCAGCAAACAGCCCUCCCGGGCCCUGGCCUUCGGUUCGGCGCGCAGCAGUGCUGUAUGGAGGAGGCUUUACAGCAAAAAUGCGGCUGGGUUGGAUGAGUUUCGUGCUUGAAUAUGCUUGUUUAAGUAACCGUGGCCUUCCCCAAGAAGCUGUGCUGUAUGCUGGUUUUGAGUCAUGCGUGCGGUCAUGUGGAGAAGCCACGGUCGUGGAACUUUUGACACUGAGUACUACACGUUAUUUGCUAGAAAAUCAGCUUCUUGUUUGUGAUCUAUGUUAGGCCUGUUUUAAAGUGGGGAUUGAAGUCCAACUGUAUGGUCAAACCUGAUAUUUAAUACUUCAAUUACUUGAGCUACCUAAAUGUUAUUUUGCAACUUUAAAUGAUCGAGCUAUGCUGUUCCAGGUUUGCAUCUUUAAGAUGUUUUCUUUAUUUUCUAAUUUAAGUAGAUUUAAAAGAAUUUUAUCAUCAGUUUUAACAAAUCUGACUUGAUGACUGUUUAUGUACUUCUGCUGUUUCUGCUUGUGAAGAAAAACUGCACGCUGGCUUAAGAUUGAAAGAGGAGGAUGGGUAUCAAACUAGUGAUGACGGGCAGAAUGUGUUUAUUCAGCUGGUGCAUUUGCAAUAUGAAAUUUUGGCCUGUAGUAAAUGAUCUUAUAAUCUGAUGAAAUUAUGGUAUUAUCAUUGUUGUUAUUAUUUUCCUCUUUGCGCUUACCUGUGGUGUAGUAACUGUGCUUCAGAUAAACGGACCCAAACCGACUGUCAGUGGUCAUGCCAGCAGCCGAGAAACAAGAAUUGAACUUUGCUGCAAAAGACUGGUGUGAUGAAGCAGAUGACUGGGGAGUCUGUGAUGGAGCAGAAUCUCUUGCAUGUGCCUCCCUUCAGCUGCUUGGCUUAAAUGAAGCAACGAGCAGCUCCGUGUCUAGAGAGGUGGAGUGUGCGUCCCAAUUCCAACAGCUUUGCUUGUCUGAAGCUACAGAUGGGUCAGGUUGCCUGAAUACACAUCCUCCAGUCAGUGAGGGAAUGGUAACAGCAACAUUUGGUUCAGCUCCUGUGUUUCAGCCCUUUUACAUUAGCGUUGUGGACGAGGAAGACUACGCUGGUUUCCUUGACACGGAUCACGCAGAUAAGCUGUUGAAGGAGUAUCAGCAGAGAGAGGGUGUUGAUUUGGAACAGUUGAUGUCAGAAAGUUUUGCAGGUGAAGGUGAUAAUGAAAAAUAUGAGAAGAGUGAAGUCAAAAGCAGGGACCACACAUUCCAUAAAUUUAUGAAAAGAAUAUCUGUGUGUCGUGAACAGAUUCUAAGAUACUCUUGGGGUGGCCAGCCUUUAUUCAUAACGUGUCCUCCAGCCAACAUUAACAAUGGUAUUCCAGCCUGCAGUAACUGUGGAAGCAACAGAAUUUUUGAAUUUCAACUCAUGCCAGCGCUGGUCAGCAUGCUCCAGAGCGAUUCAGAUCUGUCAGUGGAAUUUGGAACUGUUCUAGUUUACACAUGUGAGAGAAGCUGUUGGCCAACAAAUCAUCAAACCCCUCUUGAAGAAUUUGUUUUUGUACAAGAAGACCCAGAUCAGAGAUUAGUACAGGAUGAUGGGCUUCUGGGAAGCAGCGGUGCGCCCUGUUUGUUGCCCAGCGAUUGCUCGUUAAAAGUCCGAGUUUUGGCUAAUGCCGCCUUUGCUGAUACUGGGGAUGCUGGUCCGGUGAUCGAUUGCAGUGAAAAACAAAAUGCGUUGGAGAUUGAUUUGGAUACUAUUGAUGUCAGCAAUCUCAACAGGCAGUUUUUGUUUCAAAAGAAACAUGUUGGAAGAUCAAAAUCACAGGUUGCCAAGGAAAGCGUGUUACAGUUUUAUCCAGAAGCUAAUAUUAUAGCUUACCAUGAUAGCAUCAUGAACCCUGACUAUAACGUAGAGUUCUUCCGCCAGUUUACGUUGGUUAUGAAUGCUUUGGAUAACAGAGCUGCCCGUAACCAUGUGAACAGGAUGUGUCUGGCUGCUGAUGUUCCUCUUAUAGAGAGUGGAACUGCAGGCUACCUUGGACAAGUAACGGUUAUUAAAAAGGGAGUGACAGAAUGUUAUGAAUGUCACCCUAAGCCAACUCAGAAGACUUUUCCAGGCUGCACAAUCCGAAAUACGCCAUCAGAACCUAUCCAUUGCAUUGUGUGGGCUAAGUAUUUGUUCAACCAGUUGUUUGGAGAAGAAGAUGCUGAUCAAGAAGUCUCUCCUGACAGAGCUGAUCCUGAAGCUGCCUGGGAGCCAGCAGAAGCAGAAGCCAGAGCACGAGCAUCCAAUGAAGAUGGUGAGAUUAAACGUGUUUCAACUAAGGAGUGGGCUAAAUCAACUGGAUACGAUCCAGUUAAACUUUUCACUAAGCUUUUCAAAGAUGACAUUAGAUACCUACUGACAAUGGAUAAACUGUGGAGAAAAAGAAAGCCUCCAGUGCCACUGGACUGGGCUGAGGUACAAAAUCAAGAGAAAAACAUAUCUGACCAACAAAAUGAAUCCUCAGCAGUCUUGAAGGAUCAGCAGGUUCUCGAUGUCAAGAGCUAUGCACACUUAUUUUCAAAGAGUGUUGAAACCCUGAGACUUAACCUGGCUGAGAAGGGUGAUGGAGCAGAGCUCAUAUGGGAUAAGGAUGACCCUUCUGCAAUGGAUUUUGUCACUUCUGCUGCGAACCUCAGGAUGCAUAUUUUCAGUAUGAAUAUGAAAAGCAGAUUUGAUAUCAAGUCAAUGGCAGGAAAUAUUAUCCCAGCUAUAGCUACUACUAAUGCAGUAAUAGCUGGUCUGAUAGUGCUGGAGGGUUUGAAGAUUUUAUCGGGAAAAAUAGAUCAGUGUAGAACGAUUUUUCUGAACAAGCAGCCAAAUCCCAGAAAGAAGCUAUUGGUUCCUUGUGCUUUGGAUCCACCAAAUCCUAACUGUUACGUAUGUGCAAGUAAGCCAGAGGUGACUGUGAAACUUAACGUACACAAAGUUACUGUGUUAACACUCCAGGAUAAGAUAGUGAAAGAAAAAUUUGCUAUGGUAGCACCUGAUGUACAAAUAGAUGAUGGAAAAGGAACUAUUCUUAUCUCUUCAGAAGAAGGAGAAACAGAAGCAAAUAACCACAGGAAGUUAUCAGACUUCGGCAUUCGAAAUGGCACUCGACUACAAGCAGAUGAUUUCCUCCAGGACUAUACGCUGUUAAUCAACGUGCUUCAUAGUGAAGACCUAGAAAAAGAUGUAGAAUUUGAAGUUGUUGGUGAUACCCCUGAAAAAGUUGGCCCUAAACAAUCAGAACCAACAUCCAAGAACAUUACCAAUGGUAGUGACGAUGGAGCGCAACCCUCAACAUCAACAGCUCCAGAUCAGGACGAUCUAUUGAUUGUUGAUUCUGAAGAUGAAGGUACUUCAAGCAAUGUUGAUGAUGAUAUGGAAAACAAAAGCCGCAAGAGAAAACUAGAAGAUAAAGAGUGCGUUAGUACAAAGAGAGUGCGUACUGACCAGACAGAAGAGCAAGAUGAAAUUAUAGCAUUAGACUGAACAUGCAAGUGCCCCUUGACAAAAUGAUUCGGAUAAUGUAAUACAGUAACAGCAUAUUACGUUGGGAUGUGAAAAAUGUCCAGAACUAGACUAAUUUUAAGGCCUUUGUUCCAAGCGAAUACCAAACCACUGGCUUAAAUAAUUUGUGUCCGUUUCUCUUGAUGAUAAAGCUCUUCUCUCAAUAGACUUUCAGAAGUUUUUUCAUGUUAAUUCCAUAUAUUAAAUGUAGUAAAACCAUAGUUUAUAAAUACUUACAGAUAAGUAUUUGCUUAAACAGUCAUGGGAAAAGCAUGUUAUUUUUGUGUAAAUACCUUUUAGGUAUAAUUCAAUAGGACAAAAAAACCCUACUCUCGCUUAGUAAAAGGUCAUCAUCCGAUGCCCAGAUUUUAGGUAAUUACAUUUUUAAUUUUUGCUUGAAAAAAAUAUUUUUAGCCUAGUCCUAAACAUUUUUCACACCCUGACCAAGUAAAGAAGAAAAUUCAAGAAAGCAAAUUAGUGCCAUGUUUUAGCAGUGUUCUUAAACUUCAACCGGCACUAUGUACAUUACUGUAAAACUGUUAAUUUACUCAAGUUUUUCAGCUCGUACUGCCUGGUAUGUCAAUGUAAGAAGCAAAUUUUUGUGUAUUGUUACAGUUUCAGGUUAUUUAUAUUUGAUGUUUUGUAAACUCAGAUACUACUACUAUACUGUACAUCUGACGGACCAAAUAAAUGACAUCUGAAAUACUUGCUAUAUUUGCUUGCACAGUCCAAGUUUAUGCUGACUUAUGGGAUUUUACAAUGUAUAGCCUUCAAAAAUUACUGUAUUAUUUUCAUUUUUCUAAACAUAACCUAGUAGUACAGAAAUUAAGCUUCACUUGUUUGAGGUGAAA